GAGAGAGAGAGAGAGAGAGAGAGUCGACGACGCUUCGCUUUUUGGGCAUUGUCAUAUGACAACACGAUGGACUCAUUGCCCGAACUCUGCGUCUCUGCGAUUCUCGCCCUCACCUCCCCUGAAGACGCACGCCGGCUCGCUCCGGUCUCGUCCACUUUCCGAUCAGCCGCCCAGUCCGACGUCGUCUGGGACGGCUUCUUGCCGCCGGACUGCGACGUCCUGCUCGCGAGGUUGGUGAGGCCCCUCAAGUUCGGUUCCAAGAGGGAGCUCUUCCUCAGCUUGUGCCAACCUCAGCUCAUUGAUUCUGGAAGAAAGAGCUUCAAGUUGGAGAGAUCGUCUGGGAAGACAUCGCAUGUUCUGUCUGCAAGGGAGCUUUCCAUAGCAUGGGGCGAUGAACCCAUGUAUUGGUCCUGGAAGUUCGUGCCCGAUUCGAGAUUUCGAGAAGUGGCGGAGCUCCGAGCAACAGAUUGGCUGGAGAUUGAAGGCCGGAUGUCGACAGCGAUGCUAUCCCCAAACACUCUCUACGAAGCCCAUCUCAUCAUGAAAAUCUCUCACCGCGCAUAUGGGCUGGAUGCGAUGCCAUGUCAAGCAUCAAUUCAGUUGAAAAACCAGGUGGUGUCCACAAGCGCGGCAAUUCUUCAGCGAAACCAUCAAGCAAGCAGAGACAAGCAGAGGCCGGGCACCGAAGGCGCAGAGAAAGUCCCCAUGGAGAGAGAAGAUGGGUGGAUGGAGGUCGAGCUAGGCGAGUUCUUCAAUGGCGGAGUCGGCGUUGAUCCUCAUGAGGUGGUGAAGAUGAGCUUCAAGGAGGUGAAGGGUUAUCAGCUGAAGGGGGGGCUUGUCAUCGAAGGCAUUGAAGUGAGGCCUAAAAGAAUUGUGUGAAGAGAUCAUCAAUAGUUGCAAGGAUCAGGAGGGUUGUCUAUUUCCUUUGCCCA
Messenger RNA from Rhodamnia argentea, 932 nucleotides. RefSeq names its product F-box protein PP2-B15-like. The record is from RefSeq and is a predicted model, not a curated record. Gene Ontology annotation, molecular function: protein binding. The transcript is spliced from 3 exons. NCBI's taxonomy places the organism in Eukaryota, Viridiplantae, Streptophyta, Magnoliopsida, Myrtales, Myrtaceae. The coding region runs from base 67 to 879 and encodes 270 amino acids.